CUAAAGUUUACGAACUUUAUAGUUCAAAAAAGCAAAAAAGCAGAAUAUUAUGAGCUACAGUUUUGUUUGUUGUGAGAAUAUACUAUAAGCUUCAAGCAAUACAAUUUAUUAAAUUAUUAUUACAACAUAUUUCUAAAAUGAAGUGGUUUGCAAUCAAGGUUAUUAUUGUAAUUGUGUUUGGGAUUUUUAUUAAUCAUACUUUCGCGGAAGUAGAAGACCACGUGAUGAAAGCUGUAAUUUUUUAUGAGCCUUUUUGUCCAUAUACACGAGGAUUUAUUGAACAAGAAGUAAAUCCAUUUUUUGAAGGACAUUUAUCGAAGUUCGUUAAAUUUGAAAUAGUACCAUACGAUUCCAGGUCUCCAGAUGGAAAAGUAUUAUGCAAUGGUAACCGGAAAACGGCAUGCUCUCUUGGUUUGAUUGACCCUACAAAAAAUAAUACAAAUAGCCAUUCUAACUCACAGUGUUUGAAGUUCGCCAUACAGUUUAUUAGACACUUGAGAGAUCAGUUUCACCAAGUAUCUGUCGACAAUGUUGAUCAAAAAUGCGAGGUUGCUGCCUUGGGUUCUCAUUUUCCAGAUAAAUUUCAAGACGUCCAAUUGGGAACAUAUUACCCUAUAACAAACGAGACCCUUGUUGAUGAACUGCAAUAUAUUUUAAACAAUAUGUCGCAAAAAAAUUAUGGAUAUGAAAAAGAAUUCCAGAGCCACAUAUUUUUCUCACUUGAUUACGACGUAAAAGAAAAAUGUAUAAACAAGUCUACAAGUUUACAGAAAAGUGGCUCACAUGAGAAAUAUUCGUUUAAGAUGUUAGCAUUGAUUUUUUUAGUUUUGUAUUUGGUUACUAAAUUUUAAAAACUUAAUAAAACGUAACUGUAUCUAAA
Messenger RNA from Diabrotica balteata, 880 nucleotides. Lineage: Eukaryota; Metazoa; Arthropoda; Insecta; Coleoptera; Chrysomelidae. The record is from the annotation of a GenBank genome assembly.